Molecule: messenger RNA, 2490 nt
Organism: Helicoverpa armigera (cotton bollworm)
Lineage: Eukaryota; Metazoa; Arthropoda; Insecta; Lepidoptera; Noctuidae
Product: guanylate kinase
Exons: 5
Coding region: 175-795 (206 amino acids)
Biological process (GO): purine nucleotide metabolic process
Cellular component (GO): cytosol
Molecular function (GO): GMP kinase activity; ATP hydrolysis activity
Source: RefSeq, a predicted model, not a curated record
CUAUGCCUUUCUUUGACAAUCAAUCAAUUGACAGUUCUUCGCGUUUAUUACGAGCACGUAUUUUGUGAUACAAUAUUAAAUUAUAUUACCGGGUCGAUUUUCCUGAGAGAACAUUACUCUUACUCAGUAACAUCUAACUAUUUAAUCACGACUCUAUUAAGAUUUUUCUCGAGAAUGGUGCAGAAAGGUCCUCGUCCGUUGGUGCUGUGUGGACCUUCUGGGUCAGGCAAGAGUACUUUGUUGAAACGCCUUCUCAAAGAAUUCCCGGAUAAAUUCGGGUUUAGUGUGUCGCACACCACAAGGAGUCCUCGUCCAGGUGAGAAGAAUGGUGUUCACUACCACUUCACCACCAAAGAAGACAUGAGCGCCGCUAUAGCGAGAGGAGAGUUCAUAGAGACCGCAACUUUCAGUGGCAACAUGUAUGGAACAAGUAAACAAGCUGUGGAUGAUGUGCGGUGCACGGGCAGGAUCUGUGUGCUGGACAUUGAGAUGGAGGGAGUGAAACAAGUGAAGAAAACUGAUCUCAACCCACUGCUGGUGUUUGUGAUGCCACCUUCCAUUGAGGAGUUGGAGAGGCGGCUGCGAGCUCGCAACACUGAACAAGAGGAUGCUUUGGCUAAGAGGCUGGAGACAGCACGCAAAGAAAUCGUGUUUGGUCAGGAGCCAGGGAACUUCCACAUUAUUAUUCUCAACGACAAUUUGGACAAGGCAUACUCGGAGCUGCGUGAGUUUAUAUCUCAAAACAUGGAGGAAAAGGAGAGAGAUGACAAGGACAAGAAUGGCGGAGACAACUGAACAACCUUUGCAUGAAGCAUGAUAUCCAUGGGAUACAUAAAGAUGUGCAUAAAUGUUAUCCUCUGUAUUUGAUAUUUUUAAAUUGGUGUUAGUUGUGUGUUUAACACUAAUAAUGGCCCCAAUAAACAAGCAUCUACAUGCUUUAAAAACAAAUCUAUGAGAAACUACCUCCUAUUAAAUUUUAAGUAAGUACACAGUAUUGUCAAAACCAUAAAAUGGUUGAAGGGACAGAAACCGAUAUCAAAUGUUUAGAAAUUGCUUAUACAUAUUUAGUGAUUGUUGUUCAUGUAAUCUACAUGUUUUGAAUGUUAGAAUGCAGUCACUUUUAUAAUAAUAUAUAUGCGCAGCAUGUAUUUUUGCAAUUUUCAAUUAAUCACUUGUCUUUUGACUAAAAAGCAUAAUAAUCCUUGUCAUGAAAAGGAAGCUUCAAAACCUUGUAUGUCUUUUUAACUUUCUAGUAUUACACAAUAUUUCGUAACACAGAAACCCAAAUUCUUGAAUGAAUUUACCAUUGUUUUAAAGUAACUACCACUUUUAGAGAACUUAAUCAUAUAUCUUCUGAACUGAAAUGUUGUGUACAUACUAAAUGAAACUAUACAGCCUAGUCUGAGCUUUACUAUUUCGUGGAGUUUACCUAUAUUAUGUAGUUCAAAUGUUAUUAUUAUAUUACGGUCAGUACAUAUAAGUAAUGGAACCAAGAACCAACUGUCAUGUUUACAAUAUGCAUUUACUGUUAAAACACUUGGGAAUUAUAUGAAUCUCACACCAAAAAUACCUUGCCAUAUUUGCGAUGAUGUAAGCAUUUGUCCCUUAAAAGACAUUCCAUAAAUAAAAUAGUUCACUAUAAAAAAAUAAUAUGAGUUAGCAAUACUUAAUUACCAGAUUAAUGAUUUUAUUUUAAUAAAAUAUUAGAUGUAAGUUUUAUAUUAAUAUAAUAUCAUUCUGGACCUGCUAUUUUUCGUGCCAAAUCUAUUACAAUUCCAACGAUUAAUAAUAAUCAUGCAAUUAAUGUAUUAGGCGGAACCUAAAGAUAGUGAAGAUUGCUUUUUGUGUAUAUUUCGUUUCAGUUUUAACUUGCACUAGGGAUUUGCAUUUUAUAUCGUUACACUAGAGUAGGUCUUAAACUAUAUUCAAGCUUCUAAUAUAGACAUUAGUUAAUCUAAAUAUAAUAGAUUGGUUGAUUUUUCAAAUAUUUAUGUAAUGUUUAAAUAAAUGUAACUUUUUCUGCUUAUAGCUGUUCUUCGAGGAUUCUAAGAAAACCGGCGCUGAAAUAUCCUUACUUAUCUGAUAAAUAUAUGUAUUAGUAUUAUUUGCUAAUUAAAUACUCGUCAAUCAGAAUGUAUCACCUCUGCUUUGAUGGCAAUGUGUAAGAGAUAAAGUUAUCAGCAAUUGUUUGUCACUAAAAGUGGAUUCAGUGAGGAGUUACAUUCUUGACAAGUAGUGUUAUAUUUUUGUGGGGCUUAUUUUUAUAUAACUAUCAAACUCUCCAUUUUGGUGUUCAAUUUAAACCAUUCCAAGAAACUAGCAAUGCUGUACUGCUAUAUACAUGAAAUUAUUGUGAUUUGCAUAAUUUUUACUAUUUAUUAACUUGCCUAUUUAUUUAUUCCAAAACGGGGUUGCGUUUGCAAUUAAAAAUUUACGCGGAUUGUAUGCAUUAAGUGUUGUCUGUAUAGAAAAUAAAAACAUUGAAAUCAA